AUGGCGCCCGCAUCGCUCUCGAGCGCUCGGACGGCGUUCGCGAGGGGGCAGGCGAGCUCGUUCGCCGACCGAGCCGGAUGGAGCGCGAAGAGCGCGCGAAGAGGGAUGUCGAGACGCGCGAGCGUCACGAAGACGCCGAGAGCGCUCUUCACCGGUCUGGUGCAGGGCAAGGCGCGCGUGCGGUCGUUUGAGAACUUAAACGACGAGUUCGCGCGGCUCACGUUGGAGUUUCCAAAGGGGGCGCUCGAUGGAAUCCUCAUCGGGGCGUCGGUGGCGGUGAAUGGGACGUGUUUGACGGUGGUGGAGCUCGGCGCGGAUGGCGCGAGCGCGAGCUUUGACUUGAUCGUCGAGACGCUCAGGGCGACGAAUCUCGGGAAGUUGAGCGUCGGGAGUGAGGUCAAUUACGAGCGGAGCGCUAGGGUUGGGGAUGAGAUCGGGGGGCACACCGUGAGCGGGCACGUGCACUGCACGGCGGCCAUCGUGGAGGUGGUGGACACCGAGAAUAACAGAAAGGUGGUAUUCGAGACGAGCAAUCGUGGGUUGAUCAAGUACGUUCUGCCGAAGGGUUUUAUCGCCAUUGAUGGGUGUAGCUUGACCGUGGGAGAGGUCGAUAAGACCACGGGGCGAUUCAACGUAUGGUUGAUUCCCGAAACGUUGCGCGUGACGGUGCUCGGGACGAAGCGCGUGGGCGACACGGUGAACAUCGAGAUCGAAUCGCAAACCCAGGUCAUCGUGGACACCAUCGAGCGAUACAUGGCGGAACGAGGAAUUUAG
This is a messenger RNA of Ostreococcus tauri, 774 nucleotides long. RefSeq names its product Lumazine-binding protein. Gene Ontology annotation, molecular function: riboflavin synthase activity. The transcript has a single exon. The record is from RefSeq and is a predicted model, not a curated record. Gene Ontology annotation, biological process: riboflavin biosynthetic process. NCBI's taxonomy places the organism in Eukaryota, Viridiplantae, Chlorophyta, Mamiellophyceae, Mamiellales, Bathycoccaceae. The coding region runs from base 1 to 774 and encodes 257 amino acids.